AAAUUUUUAUAGAAGAAAUAAGUAAAAUUUUCUUCUGAAAAAUUACUUUUACCGAAUCAAGUACGACUAUUUAUAGUCCCCACAGUUCAUUCUUUGAGCUAGUUUAUCCUUCCAAAAUUUCCACAUCACAUAUUUUUUAUGAAACCAUAUAGUAUUCAAUUUCUUCCGCCACCCGCUUUCUAGAUUUUAUUAAAAAAAUUUCCCCUAAUCUUAACCUAAUUUCGAUUUAAUCCCAUGGCUUCAACCCAAAACAAAGAUUUUCGGGGCGAUUACAAGGAAAAUCAACCCGAUUCCGACCGCGAUUACCAUAAUCUGAACUCCUUUCCGCGGCCGCAGGUGACGGCGGCGCAGCCACUCCGCGUGGUCAUGAAGGAAGAGCAGCCGGAUACGGCGGACGAGAAGCCGGCUCCGCCGCCGCUGGUAGUAUCGCAGCCACCGGUGAAGAGAUCGUCGACGAAAGACCGCCACACGAAAGUCGAGGGGCGCGGCCGCAGAAUCCGAAUACCGGCGACGUGCGCCGCCAGAGUCUUCCAGCUCACGCGAGAGCUCGGCCACAAGUCCGACGGCGAAACCAUCCGUUGGUUGCUCGAGAAGGCCGAGCCGGCAAUCAUCGCCGCCACCGGCACUGGAACCGUCCCCGCCAUUGCCAUGUCAGUCAACGGCACGCUGAAAAUCCCCACCACCACCACCCCUACCACCACCACCUCCUCCUCCGCAGCCGCCGCCGACGAUCGUAAACGCAAGCGUCCGUCUAACAGCGAGUUCAUCGACGUGAACAGCUUCAGCUGCUCGCCGGGGAACUCGUCCGCCGCGACCACCACCACCGCCACCGCCUCCGCCUCCGCUGCCACCAAUAAUUUCGCGAUUACAAAUGCUAAUAAUUACGCAAUUAUUUCGAGCAACAACGCGUCAAUCUCAGCCCCACUCAUGUCAGUGAUACCAAUUCCUGCCGUGUGGGCAAUCCCUACGGUUACAUCAACGUCGAAUUCGCAGUCUCCGACGUUUCUCAUCAUCCCGCCGAAUCAAACGACGCAGGUCGUAGCCAUCCAACCGGGCGCCGCCGCGAUGAACAUGACGCCGGUAGUCAACUUUUCCGCCGCAGCGAGGCCGAUCUCCGCAUUCGUCACCGCCAUGCAACCCUCAACCACCGCCGAGCCACGCGUGGCACAAAUCAUGCAGGCCGCCGCCGAUUUCCGCCCCAAACCUAAUCUACCGAGCUCGAGCAACAGCUCCGCUGCGGCGAAGAAGUCUCAGAUGCUGAGAGAUAUUUCAUGGGAGAUUCACGACAAAGAGUUCCCAUCCGCAGCUAAAAAUUCACGAAUUUAGAUCUCACCAAAAAUCUCUUCAACAACGAACUAUUGAGGGCAUAGCUCGGCGGCGGUGGCGGUGGCGGAGGAGGAGGAGAGCUGCGCACGUGCGACGGCGGCAGCGCUCCCAGCUUCAAUUGGGAGAAAUUUUGUUGCGCCGGGGCCCACGGGUGUGGGGCACGUGGUGGACCCCAGGGGGGAGGGAGGCGGCCGCCGUGGUGGUCCCGGAUCUUGGGCUAGGUUUAAACAGAGAAAAAGUAGGGUGGUGGGCUCCGUUAGACGUGGCCGUUAAUGGGCUUCUGAAUUUGGUGGGCCUUCUAUUAUUAUUUGACGUGUUGGGUGGUCCAUUUUCCGUGUUUUAAUUUUAAAUUAUUAAUCUAGAUGGUUAGGGGUGAUAAUUUUGUAAUUAUAUAUCAGCUUUGAAGGAUUGAUUUUAAUUUUCAUUAAUUCACGUGGCCUUUAUUUAGGUA
This is a messenger RNA of Salvia miltiorrhiza (redroot sage), 1777 nucleotides long. RefSeq names its product transcription factor TCP9. Gene Ontology annotation, cellular component: nucleus. Bases 235 to 1326 code for a protein of 363 amino acids. The transcript has 2 exons. The record is from RefSeq and is a predicted model, not a curated record. Gene Ontology annotation, molecular function: DNA-binding transcription factor activity; sequence-specific DNA binding. NCBI's taxonomy places the organism in Eukaryota, Viridiplantae, Streptophyta, Magnoliopsida, Lamiales, Lamiaceae.